This is a messenger RNA of Salvelinus sp. IW2-2015, 859 nucleotides long. RefSeq names its product disintegrin and metalloproteinase domain-containing protein 22. The record is from RefSeq and is a predicted model, not a curated record. Lineage: Eukaryota; Metazoa; Chordata; Actinopteri; Salmoniformes; Salmonidae.
AUUACAGWUUGUUUAUCUUGACCGUGCCCUUCAGUGAUUGUGCCCUUCUAUGAUUAUGCGCAGAAGCGGUCAGAAGGUAGUCUAGGUCUGUAUGGAGAUGGAGCGUGCACACUACAGUUCCCGACAUCCCAUCUCGGCAAUCGCUGUUCUCCUCGCAUGUUUACGCAUGAGGCGCUUCUGCAGUGAGCUACUGGAUAUUGAUGUGCUUUAAUGUGUCCCUUCUCCUCUCCUCCCUUCCUCUUACCUCUCCUCCCUCUCCGCUCUGUGUUCCAUAGAGACUCAGAUGCGCUCAGAUGCACUUGGCGUUCUAGCGGUAGAAACAGCAGCGUGAGCGUCUCAAUGCAGGGGCAGCAAGAGCACCCCGAUGGCCACCAGCACAAGAGACUGCGCUAAGCAGACGACCAGCGCGCGCUUUCAUCUGUGCUUCUCAACCCCGAACCUCCUCUAGUGAAGAGAGAGGUGCUCAAAUCCGCUUUAGGAUAUCGCUUUUUUUUUGUCCCUCUUUCUGUCCAUUCGAUGAAGAAGAACUGAUGACGAUGUAUCGGCGAUGGUGGAUUUCCCUUUUGUGCGUCUAUGGACUGAUGUGCAUCGUUCAUUCCAGCAAUCAUAUGCCUCGAAAUGGAGACGCCUUGUCGCAGGCGAAGGCUGUUCGUGAUGCGAGCAGGUUCGCGGAGAAGGAGGACACGGUCCCGCUCCGUCUGCUCUACAGCAUGCACAACCACAGUCAAAUCUCCCACGAUGUCAUCAGCACCAGGACUAGAGCCAGUUCCAGCCCCACACAGGGGAACCACGUGGCCCAAGCCAGCUUCCAGGUGGACGCGUUUGGUGAGCAGUUCAUCUUGGAUGUUGAACUGAACCA